AUGGGCGGCGGGCGGAAGCGGCGGCGGCGCGACGGCUCGGAUGCGCCGUCGAUGCACCCGCGCAACCGCUACGCCGCCGCCGCGCCCGACUUCGCCGCGCUGGCGGAGCUCUACCCGUCCUUCCGCCCCUUCGUCUCCGUCUCCGACCGCGGCCGCGCGUCCGUCGACUUCACCGACUUCUCCGCCACCCGGGAGCUCACGCGCGUGCUCCUCCUCCACGACCAUGGCGUCAACUGGUUGGUGUCACUGGCUAACCCCCCUCCCCUUAUUACUCUGCCUUCGGCUCUUGCCAUGAACCCUAGCAUGAUCCCCUGUGCCGAAUUUGCUGCUGGCUAUGAUCGUUCGCUCCACCUUGCCCAUGGAAUCCAUGAAACCGACAAUAUAGCUAUGCUAGACCAUUGUUUAAACACGAUUUUAAUCUUAGCUACUGUUAGGUGGAUUCCAGAUGGACAGCUCUGCCCUACUGUUCCAAACAGGUCCAACUACAUUCACUGGAUCGAGGAUCUUCUCUCCUCAGAUCUGAUACCACCAAUAUCCAGUUCAAGUGAGAGAGUGAAGGGCUUUGACAUUGGAACAGGUGCCAAUUGCAUCUAUCCUCUCCUUGGAGCAUCUUUACUGGGAUGGACCUUUGUUGGAUCUGAUGUCACUAAUGUUGCUCUUGAAUGGGCUAAGAAGAAUGUGGAGAGCAAUCCACACCUAGCAGAGCUAAUUGAAAUCAGAAAUGCAAAUGCACCGUCCUCUGAAUCUGAAUAUGUUGUCAGGGAAGCUGCAAGGGAGAAAAUUUUAGAGUCUGCGGAGGAUGUAGCUAUGCCAAAGGCACAUAUCCUUGUGGGUAUUGUAAAGGAGAGUGAGAGCUUUGACUUCUGUAUGUGCAAUCCUCCAUUCUUUGAGAGCAUAGAGGAAGCUGGUCUUAACCCAAAAACAUCAUGCGGUGGGACAGCUGAAGAGAUGGUUUGCCCUGGUGGCGAGCUGGCAUUUGUUACACAAAUCAUUGAAGAUAGUGUUUCCCUUAAGAACUCUUUCAGGUGGUUUACAUCGAUGAUCGGCAGAAAGGCAAACUUAAAGUUAUUGAUCUCAAAGGUUCGUGAGGUUGGGGCCUCAGUCGUGAAAACUACUGAAUUUGUACAAGGUCAGACAGCUAGAUGGGGCCUUGCUUGGUCAUUCGUUGCUCCAAGACCAAGAAAAAUGGUCCUCAGCCACAGUGCUCCAGCAAAAAACCACCAUUCCUUUAUGCUUCAGGGCCUUCGGCGUGAACAUGGUGCAUUCCAAGUUCUGAAAUCAACUGAGGCUUUCUUUCUAGCUUCUAAUCUAUCAUGCAAAACUGAUUCGUUAUCCUUUUCGGUUGAUGUCACGCUGUCAGAUGAGCAGAUUGAGGCUGCAAUAUUGCAUGGGGAUGAUUAUGCCGGUUCUCUAGAAGACAGCACUGCAAAGUUACAAAGUGUUGUCAAGGGAAUAUCAUUUCGUAUUACAGUGUUUGAACAAAUUCCUGGGACCCUCCUAAUCAAAGGUUCAUUAUUGAAUAAUAAAGCAUUAUCAGGAACCUUCUCAUCAUUAUUCUCUCAGUUGGAGGACGCUUUAAGGAUGGAAUGCCUCACUAAGUACAAUGCCUGUGGGCCGGUAGCAGUGGCUAAUGUAAUCGUCUCCAAAACUGUCAGCUGUACGAAGUAUGAUAUCUUUGUCCUUUUUGUUGAUGCCAUGUGA
Molecule: messenger RNA, 1701 nt
Organism: Miscanthus lutarioriparius
Lineage: Eukaryota; Viridiplantae; Streptophyta; Magnoliopsida; Poales; Poaceae
Source: the annotation of a GenBank genome assembly